Messenger RNA from Funneliformis geosporum, 2451 nucleotides. The record is from the annotation of a GenBank genome assembly. Lineage: Eukaryota; Fungi; Glomeromycota; Glomeromycetes; Glomerales; Glomeraceae.
AUGAAUAAUAAAAUAAUUGAUUAUAUUUCAGGAGCAAAAGUAAACGCUACUCCGGAAGAAAUAGAAGCCGUUCAACCAUUAGCCCAAGAAUUAGUAGAAGUUUAUGGCUACAAUAAAAACGAAAUAAAAACUCAUCCUCAGUUCCGUAUCUCCCUUUCUCCUUCUGAUGAAAAGAAAAGUUAUCCAGUUGACAUUGCAGUUUUCGAAGAUAAAAAUUUGAAGAUAAUUUGCGAGUGUAAAAAGAUAUCAUCACAGGAAGAAGAAACUCAUCCUCGUUAUGAGGAAUUAAAGCCUCGCGAAAAUCUAAAAAGUGUUUUUUAUCAAAUUAAAAAAAACCUCCAAAAAACGGUUAUUGGUAGCACUAACGAACCUGAUAUAGCCAAAAAUGUUCUAAAAAUUUUGUUUUGCAAAAUUUUUGAUGAAAGAUAUCAAAGUGAAAGUGGAUUUGUGAAUUUCUAUGCUAAUGAUGGUAAUUUUCGGGAGAGUUCUGAAAAAGUUCGAAUAAUUUUUGCUAAGGUUAAAAACAAGUUUGAAGAUGUUUUUGACAAAUCGGAGGAAAUUAAAAUGGAUGAUAAAAUAUUUAUCGGCACUGCCUUAAAAGGAGAACACGGACAAUUUUUUACUCCGCGAAAUGUGGUGCGAUUUGUGAUUAAUUUUUUGGAUGUAAACGAAACCCAGAAAAUAAUUGAUCCGGCUUGCGGAACAGGCGGCUUUAUUGUUGAAUCUUUACGAUAUAAAAUUGCAGUGGCGAGAAAAAAUAUUUUUGGUUGUGAUAAAGAUAGUUUUUUAGCCCAAGCCUGUAAAGCCUAUAUGUGUAUUCUUGGAGAUGGAAGUUCUAAUAUUUGGAAUGAAGACAGUUUGGCAAAGUUUACUGAUAACUGGAAAGAAAAAUAUGAAAUUGUGGUUACUAAUCCACCUUUUGGAAAAACAAUUGCGGUUGAAGACGAAAAAAUUUUAAAAAAUUUCUCUUUUUGGCGUAAAGAAAAAGACAAAGCGAUACAACCUCAGAUAUUAUUUCUGGAAUUAUGCCUACGACUACUGAAAAAAAAUGGUAAAUUAGCUAUUGUUCUCCCCGAAGGAAUUUUCGGCAACGAAAGUGAAAAUUAUAGAAAAAUUAGAGAAUUUUUGUUAGAAAAUUAUAAUUUAUUAGCAAUAUUUAAUAUUCCGCAAGAAACUUUUGAACCAUUUACAGGAAAUAAAAGUUCUAUUUUGAUUUUAGAGAAUAAAAAUUAUGAUGAAGAGAGUAAAGUUAUCUUUGCUAACAUUCAAAAAAUAGGACAUAAUAAAAGAGGCGACACGCUAUACAGAUACAAUAAUAAUGGCGUUCCCUUAAAAGACGAACAAGGAAAUUUUGUUGUCAAUGAUGAAUUAAGUGAUAUUCUUUUAGAAAGCAAGAAAAUCAAUCUUCCUCACUAUACACAAACUAACAAAGAAAAUAAAGUUUUUUAUGUAUUAGCCAAAGAGAUAAAAGAAACCCGGAAUCUUUUCCUAAUUCCUACUUACUAUAAUGGAUUUUUAAAAUUAUUGAGUGAACUAAAAGCAAAUAAAAAAGAGGAAGGUUUUUUUAUAAGCAUUGGAGAACUUAUUGAAAAAAACAUAUUAUUCACUAAUAAAAAUAAAAACAUUCCCCGCGGUAAAGCAGUCGACAGUCAUUUUUACUUGCCUUACCAAGAAGGGUUGGUUCCUUUCAUUAGAACUUCGGACAUUCAAAAUUUAGAAAUGACAAGGAGACCACAAAACGGUUGUCCGCCCUAUCAACAAGUUCUCUCCCAUGGGUUCGUAGUGGACGAAAAAGGAUAUAAAAUGUCUAAGUCUUUGGGUAAUGUUAUUGACCCCGAAGAACUUAUUAAAAAAUUCGGAGUUGAUAUUUUGCGCAAUUUAGCCAAUUUACCACCGGAAUUGAAAAGUGAAAAAGAUUUUGAAAAAGAAUUAAGUUUAGUAGACUAUUAUAUUCUUCUCCAAUUAGAAAAGUUAACCAUAGAAAGCCAAAAAAAAUAUAGCGAAUACAAUUUUAACCCUAUUUUUUCUUCUUUAAUGAAUUUUUGUAUUAAUGAUUUAAGUUCUUUUUAUUUUGAAAUUAGCAAGGACAGUUUAUAUUGCGACAGUUUAAAUUCACCGCGGAGAAAACAAAUUAUCACCACCCUUUAUUAUUUGUUAGCAGGAUUAUUAAAAAUUAUUUCUCCUAUGUUGCCUUUUUUGGCGGAGGAAGUUUAUCAAAAUAUUCCCUUCCAGUUCGGAAUUUCAAACCAAGCAAGCGUUCAUUUAGUAAAUCAUUUUCCUAAUUUUCAACUUUCUCCGGAGAAAGAAAAGGAACUGGGAUUAAUUACUGAUUUUUUUCUCCCCUUACGGCAAGACGCUUACCAAGCCUUAGAAAAAGCCCGCCAAAAAAAAAUUAUCACCACUAAUUUACAAGCCAAUUUGACAAUUUAUUUGAAAGAGGAAAAGGAAUGA